Aspergillus caelatus is the source of this 271-nucleotide messenger RNA. RefSeq lists its product as uncharacterized. The coding region runs from base 74 to 250 and encodes 58 amino acids. The transcript has a single exon. NCBI's taxonomy places the organism in Eukaryota, Fungi, Ascomycota, Eurotiomycetes, Eurotiales, Aspergillaceae. The record is from RefSeq and is a predicted model, not a curated record.
AUUUCACCUGCAGAGUAUGAAUCAUGUAAAGAAUGACUCUAGUGCUUCAUUGUCACGCAACAACAUUUGUUAGAUGCAUCUCAAUGUCUGUGGUCAUGGAAAUACAUACCUUGGGCCGUCGCAAAGUUGCGUCUUCAAUUCUGAGAUUUGUAUGAUAGGUUUGACUGCCCCGCGGGUGAGUUGGGAAGUAUUCCAGGAAGCUUUCUUCCUGCUAUCUUCCCGUGACAAAAGAAUCAUAGUCACGAACUAGCUAACAUAUCUAUUGCAGUCU